UAUGUUGCUGUCCAAGAAUAUACACACUUUCUCCAAUUAAACCUCAAAAUUUCAAGAAACCCUCCAAACCCGCAGAUGAAGAGAAUUCAAGAAUCUCAUGAUGAAAAAGCCAUCAACGUAUGGGAUUGCGGGAGCCCUUUAUAUGAUUCAUAUGAACUCGUUGCUGUCAGCCAUGUCGUCGAGAGGCAUCUCAUGGUACUCCCCUAUCUCAGUGGAUCAAGAAAUGCAGCGACCAAUGAGCUUUCCCACUCAGAUGAUCAGAAACCAGCACGGGACGGUGAGGCGACGACGGCCACCAGCAGUGCUGGAAAAUCUUCUGUUCUCAGUUUCUUGAGGUGGAAUAAGAGGAAGUUGGAUGGAGAGAGCAAAGUGCAGAAAGCAAAGAGGCAGAAGAAAACUGGGAUUUCUAGGAUUUUUCAGUGUAGGAUUAGUUCAUGGAAGAAAUUGUAGUUUCCUUGAGAGGAAAUGUGGUUGGUUGGUUGGUUUUAAGGUCCAUGAGAACAAGAUUGUUUGAUUCUUGUUUAGGUUUUUUGUGUCUGGUUUUAAUGAAUCAUAUA
This is a messenger RNA of Sesamum indicum (sesame), 557 nucleotides long. RefSeq lists its product as uncharacterized. Lineage: Eukaryota; Viridiplantae; Streptophyta; Magnoliopsida; Lamiales; Pedaliaceae. The record is from RefSeq and is a predicted model, not a curated record.